CACACAGACUUAUUCACUACUUGCAAUCUUCUACAUUUCUCAUUUCAUUCCACAUUUCAAACUCUCAUUUCUUUUCAAACAACAAUGGCAGUAGAAGAAGCGCAAACAACAUUAGAGAAGCAGAACCCAAUAACACCAGAAGCCGGCCAAACAAGUACAUCACCACCACCACUACCACAAUACAAAUACUCGAAAAGGGUUCUUCUUAAAACGAUUUUAUGUCGAAGUGACGAAGGUUUAGGAUUGAUAGGACAAAGAGUUGUAGUUGGUGGAUGGGUGAAAUCAUCAAAAGUGGUGCCGCUACAUGACGUUCCUUCGUUCCGAACGACGUUGAUGACAAGACCGAGAGAUGUUUCAUGUGUAGAAAUAUUUCAAUCUCGAAUUCCGCUUUUUCGAACAAUUUUCAAGGUUUUGAAUCACAAGCCUAAUGGUUCUGGUUCUCCUGCUAGAGAAGGUUUAGAUCAAACUCCGGCUAAACCUAUUCCUACAAAAGCUUACUUGCAAAUUAGUGAUGGCUCUUGUGUUCCAAGUCUUCAGGUUUUGCUGCCUUCUUCAAUAGCUACUCUCAGCAAAUUCACAUCUACAGGAACUUCGAUAUUCGUAGAAGGCGUGCUCAAAGAAUCAUCCAUAGAAGGAAAACAUAAAAUAGAGCUUCAAGUGGAGAAACUUCUACAUGUUGGUUUUGUUGAUUCUAAUAAAUAUCCGUUAUCCAAAACACGACUACCUUUGGAUUUCCUAAGGAACUACUCCCAUUUCCGUCCUCGAACUACUACGUUGGCGUCAGUUACCAGAAUUCGCAGUGCAUUGACUCAUGGAACUCACACAUUCCUCCAAAACAACGGGUUCCUUCACGUGAACAUGCCGGUUAUCACUAGUAUUGAUUCAAAAGGUUGCAGUGAGAAGUUUCAUGUCGCAACUCAUUCAGGAAAAGAGGAUAAGAAAGAGAAGCACGAAGCGCUUGUAAUGGACGACAACACUGGAAAUAUCAAUCUUCAAGCGGUCAAGGCAGCUAUUAAAGAGAAAAGUGACAGAAUUGAUGAGUUAAAGAGAAGUGAAAGCAACAGAGAAUCGUUAGAUCUUGCAGUACAAGAUCUCAAAAAGGCGAACGAACUAGCGUUACAAUUGGAAACACGAGAAAAGAAGCAUAAUAAAUCUUCAGCUCAGUCUGGGGAACUGGGCAUCUCUGAUGAUUUCUUUCAUGGACAAAUGUAUCUGACAGUUUCUAGCCAGCUUCACCUUGAGAGCUAUGCGAAUUCUCUAGGCAGUGUUUACACAAUUGGACCUACGUUUUCAGCUGAUAAAACUCAGUCGAUGAAGCAUCUAGCUGAGAUGUGGAUGGUUGAGGUUGAAAUAGGCUUUGCCGAUUUAGAGGAUGUAAUGAACUGUGCCGAGGACUACUUGAAGUUUCUCUGUCGAUGGGUUUUGGACAAAUGCUCCAGUGAAUUGGUGUUUGCAUCAAAACGAAUUGACAAAGAAGUUAUGGAGCGCCUACAAUUAGUGUUGUCAAGCUCAUUUGAAAAGAUCACUUACACACAUGCUAUAAAGCUAUUGCAAGAGGUUCCAGAUAAGAAAUUUGAAUCUAAGAUCGAAUGGGGAGUAGCUUUAACUGAAGAACAAGAGAGUUACUUAGCUGAUGAGAUGUACAAAAAGCCUGUCAUAAUUUACAACCACCCGAAAGGACUUAACCCAUUCUUCGUCCGUCUAAAUGAAGAUAGGCGAACUGGUGCAACGUUUCAAGUUGUCUUACCAAAGACUGGAACUUUGAUAAGAGGUAGCCAAAAGGAAGAGCGUUACGAUAUUAUCAGCAAACGGAUGAACGAACUAGGUUUGCCAAGAGAACAGUAUGAGUGGUAUCUGGAGCUUCGCAGAAACGGAACAAUUAAACACUCAGGCUUCAAUCUAGAGCUAGACCAUAUGGUUCUCUUCUCCACUGGCCUUAUCGACAUUAGAGACGUCAUCCCUUUUCCUAGAAGUUACGGCAAUCCGAGAUUCUGAGACUCCAUGCACUGCGGCUUCUGAUUCCUCCUGACAGGAAGGAGCCUGACAUACAUUUUCAUACUUGCUGUAAACCGAUGGGCGCAUUCUAUUCUAUUAUGCAACUUCGGGGUUUCAUUUGUGUUUAUACAUUAUACUAUCAACAUGUACAUUGUACCGUCAAAAAACCAUAAUAAAGAAGAGAUUAUUUGGAGUAUA
Molecule: messenger RNA, 2193 nt
Organism: Papaver somniferum (opium poppy)
Lineage: Eukaryota; Viridiplantae; Streptophyta; Magnoliopsida; Ranunculales; Papaveraceae
Product: asparagine--tRNA ligase, cytoplasmic 2-like
Exons: 8
Coding region: 85-1995 (636 amino acids)
Biological process (GO): asparaginyl-tRNA aminoacylation
Cellular component (GO): mitochondrion
Molecular function (GO): ATP binding; asparagine-tRNA ligase activity
Source: RefSeq, a predicted model, not a curated record